Molecule: messenger RNA, 1896 nt
Organism: Portunus trituberculatus (swimming crab)
Lineage: Eukaryota; Metazoa; Arthropoda; Malacostraca; Decapoda; Portunidae
Product: alkylglycerol monooxygenase-like
Exons: 9
Coding region: 275-1597 (440 amino acids)
Biological process (GO): lipid biosynthetic process
Cellular component (GO): endoplasmic reticulum
Molecular function (GO): iron ion binding; oxidoreductase activity
Source: RefSeq, a predicted model, not a curated record
GUCGUUUAGAAGCUUGCCUCCUCAGUUAAGCAUUACUAGUGCCGCAGUGUACACCACAAAGCAGACCUCGAACGCUUUGAGCUCACAUCACCAUAUUAAAAAGCUGCGCGGACCCUGACUGUCUCACUUCUCCCGGGACCGAGUGAGAAGAUACUUCACGUGGCUUAGCACAGCAAGUGGCCAUCCUACCGCCAGCACUUCGCUCAACUUGAUGCCACAUUUGAGUGAUCAGUGAACACAGGUAGACGAGGGACGCCACCAGCUGGACGGCAUCAUGGAAGUGGUGAUGCGGCGCUUGGGUUCUCUCCUCUACCUGGUGGAACCCAACGCUACCACCUUCCAGUACCCUGACCAAGUGCCUGACUACGUUACCGAGGCUAUUCCCCUCUUCGUCAUCAUCACGGCACUGGAGUUUGCUGUGCUGUGGUGGCAGGGACGACCUGAGCGAGUCAAUGAUGCCUUCUCCAACAUUGGUAUUGGCAUCGUGCACGAGGCCACGAGACUGGUGGUGUCAGGAUUGAUGUUGCUCGGGUAUGAAACUUUGUAUCAGUAUCGUCUGUGGGACUUGCCCUGGGACUCCCACUACACGUGGGUGGCGGCCUUAAUCUUUGUUGAUUUUUGUUUCUACUGGGUCCACCGAGCUAACCAUGAACUGAACAUUCUGUGGGCAGUACAUCAGGUUCAUCACAGCAGCGAGAACUACAACCUCACGACAGGUUUUCGCUUGUCUGCCCUACAAAAAUUAGCCCACUUUGGCUUCUAUCAACCUCUGGCACUGCUCGGCAUUCCCCUGCCCGCCGUUCUCGUCCACACUGGUCUUAAUUAUCUAUUCCAGUUUUGGAUCCAUAACACAUUCAUAGGUCGCCUUGGGCCCCUGGAGUACGUGAUCGCGACGCCUUCCUUCCAUCGCGUCCAUCAUGGAGCCAACAAGUGGUGCCUUGACAAGAACUACGCCAGUGUGUUAGUCUUGUGGGACAUUCUCUUUGGUACUUUCCAGCCGGAGAAAGAAGACUCGGAAAUUGUAUACGGCCUCACGCACCAGCCGCAAUCAUUCAAUGCUAUCUGGCAUCAACUCUACUACUUCGAUGAAGUGUUCCGCAAGGCUCGCAGCAUGACCACUUGGAGAAACUCCUUGAAAGCAGUAUUCUACGGGCCAGGCUGGAGUCCCGGAACUCCCCGCCUGGGCAACCCUGACCUGUUCCCUGACGUGGUGGCUCCCAGACAGAAGUAUAAUCCUCAGCUUCCCAGCUGGAAGUUAUGGUACAUCGGCUCACACUUGGCAGUAGCCCUUUUCAUACAGCAGCUGUUGGUGGCCCGCAUUUUGACUGCCUCGUGGAUCACUAUAAUCAUCUUCCUCGCCUUCAUCUUCGCCUCUGUGGGUGUGGUGACGGCCAUGCUGGAUGGGUGGCGGUGGACAGGCCUGGCGGAGGCUGUUCGCUGUAUCGCUUACGUCCUGAACGCUCGCUCCUCCCUCACUACGGACUUCCCAUCCCUGGACAUCGCCCUCGAGUUCUAUUUCGCUGUGUGUGCAGUGUUCUGGACGUGCCACAGUUUGGCUCCAAAUAUUGUCGUUAUCAACAAAGAGAAACUUUCUUAAAUAUGCAAAAUAUUUUUAACGUUAUUUUUAUUCAUUGUUGAUGGAAAAAAGAAAUAUAAAAGUAAUGGGUGAAUGUAUGUUGUUAUGGCUAUUAUGAUGUUCCGUGCCAAUUGUUUUUGUUUGUUUGCUUUAUGCAAGUACAGUAGUACACACUGCAAAUAUUCAUAAUUAACACACAUAUAUAAAACAUAAGUAAAUUAAAACUACACACAAUAUUAAGAAAUCAAAUAAAUGAUAUCAUGUAUAUACAUGAAUUAAUAAAAAAUAAUGAAAAAAAAAGCUAGUAAAAGUGAAGCUUC